Folsomia candida is the source of this 2203-nucleotide messenger RNA. RefSeq names its product receptor-type tyrosine-protein phosphatase kappa (gene Ptp36E). The record is from RefSeq and is a predicted model, not a curated record. Lineage: Eukaryota; Metazoa; Arthropoda; Collembola; Entomobryomorpha; Isotomidae. The transcript has 19 exons. Gene Ontology annotation, biological process: protein dephosphorylation. Gene Ontology annotation, molecular function: protein tyrosine phosphatase activity. Bases 130 to 2175 code for a protein of 681 amino acids.
UUUAGUAAGAAAAAGUGCAUGAGACCAACAGGGACGCUUUCGUACUCUUCCAGAUCUUUUUAGAAAAUUUAAAUCAUAAGAAAAAAAUGUGUUGUUGAAAAUUGUGAAAUAAAUAUAUUUUUUUUCAAAAUGUCGACCAACAACUCCGUAUUGGAAUACGGUCAUACGAAGCAACGAUUAGAAGAGGAUGACGAUUUACAGGACAAUUUUAGAACAAAAAGUCAAAUAAAACAUAAAACAUCAACGUCACUAAUGUCAAUUCCAAACGCGGUGAAGUUAUCCAUGCUGAACAGUGGAUUCAUUUCUAUCAAUAAAUUCAGCAAAGAUGAGGAUGGAAAAGUGCUGUCAUCCCUGCCAAAACGUGCCGUGCCGAAGGAAAUGUUUUUAAAAUUGUGUGAAGAAAGGAGAAAAUUCCCAAUUUUAUAUAAAGUCGAAUUUCAGAUAGCGACGAAGAAUGAGAGUGGUAACACGACCAGACAUGCCACCAAAGUUGCCAAUAAGGAGAAAAAUCAGAACCAAAAAGUCAUUCCAUACGACUACAACCGGGUCGUGUUGGAUCCGACGAAUCAAGAAUUCAGCGGAGAUUAUGUCAAUGCGAGCUAUGUCGACAGCUUGCUUCGUCCAAAUGCAUACAUUGUAGGUCAAGGUCCCAGUGAAACAACGGUCGGGGACUUUUGGCGAAUGGUCUGGCAAAAGAAUGUGACGACGAUAAUCAUGUUGACAAAAACUUUUGAUUUCAUUAAAGUGAUGUGCAUAAAAUAUUGGCCAGAUUGGGAUUCGAAACAGCCCGUGACGUAUGGCGGAAUUACGAUUCAAAUCGCUAAAGAAGAGCAGUUAGCAUGUUUUGUUGUGAGGACGUUGAUGAUUAAACCGGAAGUGGGAGAGUUUGAAGAAAGACAAGUUAUGCAAUUCCAUUAUACUGAAUGGCCAGUCCACACGUGUCCAUUUUCCACAGCGUUAUUAGAUUUUAGGAGGAGGGUCAAACAGUUAAUAGAGCAUUUGAAUUUAAAAGGGCAGGUCUUAAUUCAUUGCAGCGAUGGAGGGGGAAGAUCUGGUGUCUACUGCAGUAUCGAUGCAAAUCUCGAAUUAUUAGAAGAAGACGGCGUUCUGGAUGUUUUUGGCUAUUUAAAAAAGUUAAGAAUGAGCAGAAAGGGUUUAGUGGAAAACAUUGACCAAUUAAAAUUUGUAUAUGACACAUUAGAAGAAUUUGUAAUUUGUCGUAAAACGUGGUUUCCAGUUUCUGAGCUAUCGCAAAUUCUCAAGUCAAAAUCCUUAAAAGAUCCACAUACGAAGAUUAAUGAAUAUCAGAGAGAAUUUUUGUUAAUAUGCAAGCAAACUCCUCGUUUCUCUAUUGGCGAUUGUGCUGGUGGUCAUCGUGGAGAUAAUCGAGACAAAAAUAGGGAUGUCCUUAUCAUUCCACCUGACAACUUCCGGCCGUAUUUGACAUCGUUCCAAGGAAAUUCAUUCACGGAUUAUAUCAACGCUGUCUUUGUGGAUGGAUACCGUUGUGCCAGGGAGUACAUCGUCACGGAAUGGCCUUUACCAGAUACGAUAAGCUAUUUGUGGUCACUCGUGUAUGAUUAUGAUGUCAGUGCUGUGGUCGUUUUAAGUAAUCCAGAUGCAAGCACGCAAUUCCCUCAUUUUUGGCCAGAGACGAGCCGAUCAAAAAAAUAUGGACCAGUUUUUACAAUUGAUCACUUAUCUCACAAUCAUUAUCCCAAUAUUAAAAGCUGGGUGUUUCGAAUCAAUAAGAAAAUCGUUAGUUUAACUGAGUUGAUGGCUGGUGUAAAAGCUGAUCCGAAAACAUGUCAGUUAUUUCAAUUAACCUGUUGGCCUAUGGAACAGAAAGUACCCAUGAGCACAAACUCGCUGGUCGAGUUGAUGAACAUGGUUGAACGUUGGCGAGCUAGGACGGGUUAUGGUCCAGUUGUGGUCGUUAGUCCUGAUGGUCGAAGUAGAUGUGGCGUUUAUUGUGCGGCGAACGCUUGUAUCGAACAAGUAAUUUUAUACGGUGAAGUUGACGUAUUUACCGCCGUGAAAACCGUACGACGCCAUCGACCACAAAUGAUUGAAAAUAUGACCGAGUACAAGUACUGCUACGACACAACUCUUCAUUACGUUUUGCAUUAUUUGAACAAGGAAAAUUUAUCCAAAGAAAAUUUAACUAAAGUGUAAAAUAAAUAUUUCUCUUUCGUUCCCUUCU